This is a messenger RNA of Pseudophryne corroboree (corroboree frog), 3195 nucleotides long. RefSeq lists its product as uncharacterized. NCBI's taxonomy places the organism in Eukaryota, Metazoa, Chordata, Amphibia, Anura, Myobatrachidae. The record is from RefSeq and is a predicted model, not a curated record. Bases 354 to 1679 code for a protein of 441 amino acids. The transcript has 2 exons.
UGCAGAGUCAGGACAUAAAGGAGGGGCAUGGAGAACCAGUGUGUGGAAAGAGCAGGAGUGAGGAUGUGUGUGUGGAGAGACAAGCACUAGCAGUAGUGAGGACGCUGGUUCUGCAUUUGUUUUGGGCCUGUUUUUCACUCAUCAGUUGCUUGUUUUUUUUAUUUUAGAGUUGGCAUCACUGCUGGGCUUUAUCACUUAGCUGAUUCUGACUUUCAAGCGCUUUUGGAAAAACCCAAGGAUUGUCGAAAAAUUGAGGAGAGCAUAGGAUAAUCUUCACUUUAACCUAUUUUCAAUUUUCCUUUUGUAGUUUUCACCAUUUGGAUUUAUUUUAAAUUAUUAUACUUUUUUACAAAAUGGCAAAACAACAUCAGCCAUCAUGCAAACUCGUUCUGUCUCAAAAAGGAUCCAUGCUGUUGAACAUAGAGGGAUAUUUAUUUGCAAAAAGCAAGCAGCUAGGAGAUAUAUGUUACUGGAAUUGCGUGGAGAAGAAAAGUGGAUAUUGUCCAUCAUAUGCCAGCACUAUUGAAUUCGGAACACCCGUAGUCUGUUCACAUGGAGAACACAAUCACCCCCCAUGGGCAGAGGAAACUGAUGUAGCUAGGCGUCGUGAUGCACUAAGACAAGCAAUAAAAAGAGCGAGGAGAGAGGACUUUCUUGCCAAAACACGAUCAUUAACAGAUAUUAAUGUACCCCAGCAUUUAAGGGAAAUUGGUGGUGAACUUUUCCUGGCCAAAGACACUACUUUUGCAGAUAACCGAAUAUUAAUAUUUGCUACCUUGGAGAACAUUCGUAAACUGCAAGAGGCACCUUACUGGGUUAUGGAUGGUACUUUUAAGACAUGUCACACUAUGUUCCAUCAUUUGUGUUCCAUUCACGCUAUGGUUGGAACAGAUGAAUCCACACAAAGAUUCCUACCGCUGGUUUACGGGUUACUGUCUAGCAAAAGUGAGGAAUGUUACAAAAAGUUUUUUUCAGAUCUACAGGAUUAUGCAGAGGAAAAUGAUAUCGAGCUUGCUCCACAGUAUAUAAUGACGGACUUUGAGUUGGCGACCAUAAAUGCAGCAAAGAGUGAGUUUCCAUGCAGUACUCAGAAAUGCGGUCUGUUUCAUUUGUCUCAGAACAUCUGGAGAAGUAUCCAGAGCGCAGGUUUAGGUGACCAAAAUGGAGCAGAGUCUGACUUUUCAAUUCAAAUGAGACAGUUACAGGCUCUGGCUUUCCUACCAGAAAGUGAGAUACCUUCUGCAUUUGUCAAAUUAAAAACUCAUAUGCCUAGGAAUGCUGCUCCAGUUAUUCAAUAUUUUGAAGAAAAUUUUGUUCUUGGAAAAAGUCGCAAUGCUAUUAGAAUAUCCCCUUGUUAUCCCCCAUCAAUUUGGUCUGUUGCUGAAAAUAAUGACCUGGGUAUCCCCAGGACACAAAAUGAGUUGGAGGGAUGGCAUCAAAGAUGGAAUACGAUUCUUGGUCAAAGAACAUUAGGAGUAUUCAAUCUAAUUACUCAUCUCAUCAUGGAGCAGCGUAAUACAAAGAAUCAAAUUGAAUUAGUUAUUGGAAAUGUUGCCAGAACCCUACCAUGCAAAGACGAUGUAAGUAAGGAAAAAGCAUUGCAGACAUGUGCCCGCAAUAGAGAUGCUUUGGACACACUAACCUUUUUGCGAGGCAUCGCGCAUAAUUUGAGACCAUAAUUCAUCCCAGGAAAAAAAAAACUUCAAAACUAUUUAUUGCCAUACUUUAGGAGACUUUUUAACAUUUAUUUUUCAAGGAAAAUAUCAGCUAUUUAGUUUCAUCUUUACAAGUUGGAUAUUUUCAUUUUUUUGGAAAUUGUUUAUUUUUGUUAAUGUUACUCAUUACUGGAUAAAAAAAACUAUUUAUUUGGAGUUAAAUGUUGGAUACUAUGUAAGCAAAGAGCAUUUAAGGGAAUCAUCCAUGUUAAGCAAGGCUGUCUGAGGAAAACAGGACACAAGAAGAAACUGUGUGGGACCAGAGGAUGAAUAGCAAAGAGCAGGAUCACCAAGAGACAACAAGAAUGGAGACCGGCACUGUGUCACAUGAUGAAGAGGAGUCAGCAGAAGAAGGAUCAAGCCACACCUGGUUUUGGAAUCCUGUGGCUGCCUGGCUCCGAUAUACUGCUGAUCCAGUGUCGGAGAGUGCGGCGCAUUGAAUAGGUGGUGACUGGCUGUGUUCUGCUGCAGAGGGCCGUGACUGAUAUCUUGGAAAAAUGGAUUUAAAUGCUAUAUUGGCUAUGUGAGUUUCCUGCAUUAUUGGCACUGCUAUAUUACUGUUUGUAGCAAUCGGAGUCUCUGGACUGAGAGAAUCACUGAAAUGCAGUCUUAUUGCUGUAGUCAUCUAUUUCACAUACAUUGGAGGCCCUGUCUGAAUCUCUCCUGAGCCAUGUGUACCUCUAAGAACCUCUAUUUUAUCUGCACCUUCCAGUAGGGCUUUGGAAUUGAAGUAUUUGGCUGAUAAAUUGGAUUCAUCUAGGAUAGAGUGGCUAAGUGCUCAAAAAGAAUGGCUCAGUCAUAUGCAGGAAUGAGUGAAAGGUCAUUUGCUAUUUUCAUCACAUUCAAUAUUUAGCAGGUAGCUACUUAGCGUAUUUAGUUAACACUGAACGUUCUGCUAAUAUUAUGAUAAUGAUGACAGUAGAGGGUGAUCUGGUGGGUUCUCUCCUGAGAUUGCUGAGGUUUUUUUGACCUUUUUUGAGAAUACAUAUUUCUCAAGCUAAUCAUGUAGCCAGGUGGAACUUUGAUUAGGGAAAAAGGAAAUGGGAAAACUACUGCACUGGUAUAGAGGUUUAUAUGAAUCAUGAAUAGAAUACCCCUUGAUAUAUAGUACUGCCUUAUAACUGGUCAAGCUUAGGGGGUGCUGCCACACAUUAUAUUGUUGCCAAUAUAAGGAACUGGUUUUGAAAGGAAAGGAAAGGAUUGGACUUUGGGUGGCACACUAGGACUGAAUGUACACAAUUAAAAUAUAACUUUUAUUUCCAACUUUAGAAAAGAGCCAAUAACUGUGAAAAUUGUAAAAUCAAAAAAGACAAGUGUGAGACACAGUGCAACAUAAAACCACACUCUUUGAAUCCACUGUGCUGUGCAAUGUCUUAUAUGUAUAAUAGAUUUAUUUCAGGUUCUAUGACCUUAUUAAAAAUUAAUUGGUGCUGUCAGAAUAUGAUCUCAAUAUUUUGUUGGGUGCAAACUUGUUUGGAAU